AUGCCAAGACACUAUAAACAAGUAAAACCAGCAACUGACUUUGAAGAUGUGAUUGGAUACAAAUUUCAGAAUCAAGAUUUGCUUCGUCAAGCUUUAACUCAUGCAUCAGCGGUUCAAGAAAAACAUCCAAUGGCAUUUCAUCGUGAUCUUACUUCAUUAGCAUUCGUUGGUGAUGCCGUACUGAAAUAUUCUGUUGCUCGCUUCUUAUUCCUAAAGGGACGAGAUGAAUUAAUCAAAAAACGUAAUGAAUUGCACGAAGGUACACAGAAAGUCGUUCCAAAUCGCGUUCUGGCGGCAAUUGCACAGGAGAAACUUCAUUUAGAAGAAUAUCUUAUACGUGGAAACUCACCACGAUUUGUCUCUAUGAAUAUGUAUGCUGACUGUAUAGAAGCUAUACUCGGUGCCAUCGCUCUCGAUUGUGGACCCAAUCAACAACAAGUCAUUUUCAGUGUCAUUGAAAAAAUAUGUGCUGAUCGAGUUGAAAAAUGGUUGACAGAAACGCCAACUGAUAGAUCUCAACACGGGCUAUCAAAUGAUAUAAAAUUCAUGAUGGCGGAGAUCGAUUAG
Rotaria sp. Silwood1 is the source of this 567-nucleotide messenger RNA. Lineage: Eukaryota; Metazoa; Rotifera; Eurotatoria; Philodinida; Philodinidae. The record is from the annotation of a GenBank genome assembly.